Messenger RNA from Panonychus citri (citrus red mite), 4383 nucleotides. RefSeq lists its product as uncharacterized. The transcript has 3 exons. The record is from RefSeq and is a predicted model, not a curated record. Lineage: Eukaryota; Metazoa; Arthropoda; Arachnida; Trombidiformes; Tetranychidae. The coding region runs from base 1030 to 2979 and encodes 649 amino acids.
UCACUGACUGUGAACCAGUCGAGUUACAUUGUAACUUUUUUUUUAUCUUUACCAUUAAAACACCAAAGUUAAUUGUAAUUGUUAAUAAUCAACUAGCUCAUUUAAAUAUCUAGUUAAUCAAACUGUGAAUGUUUUAAAUGAUCAACAAUCAACAACAAGUGUUGCUUAAGUUAUAUUGAUAAUCAGUAUUGAGAUUUACUUGAUUGGUACACUAACAAUUAACAGUUGAUUUGAUCUCAUGCCAAUGAUGAUUAAGUUAAUAACAAUAUCCAAGCAACAAACAUCAUCACAAUUAAUUUAAAUUGUCUCACCUUUUCAAACGGAUCAAGUGAAAUAAUCAUCAUAAUCAUUAAACUUGAAUCAAGUAAAAGUAUCAACAAUUAAAUUGAUUCAGUUUAAUUAACUACAAUUAAUGUGUGUUUCUCAAUGUGUGCCUAUUGAUUGUUGUGGUAAUUUAAUUUUUUCAAGGUUUAAUUGUGAGAUUAAAAUUAAAUUAAAUGAUCAUUACAACAACAUAACAUUUCAUCAUCAACAAUUUAAUCCAUUGGACUAAAAUUAAAUCCAGUUUUAAAAAAAGGAUUAACUCAAAAACUUAAUCAUAAUUUAGGUAUUUAAAUGAUCAACACUGAGUGAACAAUUAAAAUCAACAACAAUUAAUAUCAACUUGAGGAUCACAAUUAACUCAUCAAGAUUGUCCAAUCCAAGAUUCUCAUAUGUGUAACUAUUCUGAACAUUUCAGAAUCAACGAUGUGCUCGGAAUCAAGAAUAUCGGAUAACUGGCUAAUUCUCACCUUUUGUCAUUCUCUUUUCAAAACAAUCAACAAAAUUCCCUCAAUAUAAGUUCUUUCAAACGUUAAUAUUCAUAAAUUGAGUUUUGUUUCCCUGUUUUCCCCUGUGUUUGGUUUUAUAUUAUCACCCAACGAACCAACGAACAACAGAAAAGAAGAAAAAAAAGAAGACCAAAAAGUCCAUUUUGAUUCCAAUUGUUCGGAAACUUUUUUUCUCUCUUCGAGUUUUCCAACGGCCACAAUGAUUCAAUUCGUUUACGCCGGACGAGCUUAUAAACGUUUAAUAUACUUCGCCUUCUUAUGGACUUGUGUUUGUUUCCUUGUUUACCGAUUAGCGACUAAUCCUGUUGAUAAGAAUUACGAUUAUUUAGGUUUAAAUAGUGCAUCUUCGUUAACUAAUUCCGGUGGUCAAAGAGGAUUAUUACAGAACAAUCCAUUAGACUAUUCUACUGGAUUUAUCUCCUAUCAUAGUUCAGCAACAACAACCAAAUCAUCAAAUGGUCAACUUAUCGAUAAAUUUGGAUCACAAUCACAAUCGGUAUCUUCAUCUAAUCCAAUUGGUUAUCCAAAUCAACUAUUACAGGCAAAAGUUCAGGUUGAUAAUUCACCGAGUUUGAAUGAACAGGAGAUUCUACUUCAAUUGUCCAAUGUAUCAAAUCUACCGCUUGCUUAUUGGAAUAAGAUUAAGAAGAAGGGGAAAAAUAGUAAAUCCGGAAUUAUACCCGAAGGUGAAACUUGUCGAACUGAAUUUCCAAGUCUCUUUGAAUUAGAUUAUAAUAACAUCUAUUGGCAGAAAGUGGUCACUUCAAAUGGAUCAUCUUUCUAUCUUUAUGGUGCUUAUUAUGAUGACCGUUGGCGAGGUGGACCUUUACCUUCAGUUCGUAUUCUGGCCAUGAUUGAUCGGGUUAAACCUCCGCCAACUUAUUGUCUCUUAUGGUUUGACAAUGUUUCAGGUCCAAUAAUAAGUCAGGCCACUUAUACUUACGGAUGGUAUUCCAAAUGGGGUAACUACAAGGAUGGUCUUCUUCAACCCUAUGUAAUUAAUUGUAAAAUCCCAAGAAUCAAAGGAUUUCCCAAGAAAAUUUCAUAUGCACCUAAUUCAGUUUCCCUGGUUGAUUCAAAGUGUCAAAAAGCUCGUAACAAUUUAAGAGUAAUCAACAAUCGACCUGAGGUUAAGCAAGAUUUUGCCGUUUGCGUUAAAGGACUUGACUUUCUCCAUGAAGAUCUUAGUGUCCGUCUAAUUGAAUGGAUUGAACUUUUGAAAAUACUUGGAACCAAAAAGAUUUUCCUUUAUGAGAUGGAAAUCCAUCCAAAUAUAUCUAAAGUUUUAAACUAUUAUCAAGAGAAAGGAUUAGUUGAAUUAACACCGAUCACUUUACCUGGAGAUCAGCCCAAUUUACCUGGUUUCCGACAUCUUUACCUGAAAAACAAGUUGACCGCUAAAAGACAAAAUGAACUGAUCCCUUAUAAUGAUUGUCUUUAUCGGAAUCUUUAUUCAUAUUCAUAUUUAGCAUUACUGGAUAUCGAUGAGAUUAUUAUGCCCUUACAGCACGACAAUUGGUCUGAUCUAAUGGCCGUUGUUGAACGGGAAUCACUAAAGGAGAAAAACUAUUCCCGUGCCAGUUAUAAUGUUCGUAAUGCUUAUUUCCUUGAUGAUCUGGGUGUCGGUGAGCAACAGAUGAAACACACAGGCCAUGAGCCCGGAAUUCCGACCUACCUUCACAUGUUACAACAUGUCUAUCGAUCUCGAAAUUACACUAAACCAGGACAGUACGUUAAAUGUUUCCACAAUACGGAAAGAGUUGUUUCCCUUCAUAAUCAUUUUCCACUUAAUUGUUUUGGCUCAUGUACAACCUAUUCAAUCAACACUUCAUUAGCUCACCUUCAACAUUAUCGUAAAGAUUGUGUUGGUCCAUUGAAAAACUCAUGUAAAACCGAUUUCAGGAUAUACACAACUCGAGAUACAACAAUAUGGAAAUACAAAGAUCAACUAAUUGCCAAUUCAAAUGCUGUUCUCAGUCAUCUUGGUUUCUUUGAAUCACCAUCACCAUCAUCAUCUUCAUCUUUAUCUUCAUCUUCAUCUUCAUCAUUCAAUGAACAACAAAAAUCGCCAUCACAGUCUUCCGCAUCUUCAUCAUCAUUAUCAUCAUCUCUAGGCUCAAUUUGGUCAUCAGCCUCUUUGGGCUCCUAGUUAUCCUUUUAGAUUUAUCUUUUAAUCAUCAAAUCUUUUUAAUUGUUACAUAAUUUUAAUCAUCAAAGAUUAUCCAUCUUUUUGUUUUCUUUUUCGCAUCAAGUGAAGCUGAUGAAGCUUUUAAAAAAUCAAUUUCCUUUUCCAAUUCUCUCUUUCUCUCUCAUUGUGUAUUAAUUUUCCUCAAGGAAAGCCUUCUAUGUUUACUUAACUGCUGCGAACAUUUAAUUUAAAUGACUUUCGAGUAAACUUUUGUUUUUUUUUCUUCGUCCCUGUCGAGAGGAUGGUAAUCGUGAUACUGAACAAGUCCACAAAUAUAUAUAUUAUAUAUGAAUAAUUACCAUUCAGGGAAAGAAAUUAACUGGAGGAGAUUAGCUGAUGAAUUGAUUUUACGAGAUUUUCACAGUUACUUUUUGGAUUAGAGCAUCAAUCGAAUCAAGAAGAAGAGAGAACAGCAAGAAAAGAACAAUUCAAGAGGCCAUAAACAAUUUGCUCGAUUUGUACAUUUCGAAUUUGUCUCGAAAGGUCGAAAAAUUCUCGCUCACGAAAUUAUAUUCUUCUUGCAAUUCUGAUUACAUCCAAGUUCCUGGUGGCUUAUUCAUUUCUCUGGCUACAAAAAGAAAUCAUAAAACUCUAAAAGACUUUUUUUCUACUAAUUCAUUUCGAUCAUGGUUAUAAUCGAUUAUCCCGAUGAUAAUGAACAGCAAUGAAAAUCGAAUCCGAAAGGUCAAUCCUUAAAGUGAUCUAUUAAUACUUUGUAAUUUAAUGAUAACCAAUUACUAUUGUGGCCUUCGGAUUGGAUUUUACUUGGAAAACACCAUCGAUCCGAAUAUUCCUAUCAAUAGAAACAUUUGAAUUCUGAAUGCUCCUGAUCUUGUUCAAUUGAGUUCGAGCUACUUUGAAAAGUAACACCGAGAACAUUAUUGGGGACAAAUUGGUCAAUUUCGCCUCGUUCAAUGUACAGUUGAAACUCACACACGAACCACAAACACUUACGAUGCACAUCAAAGAUGUAAACUUUUAUCUACCUAACGGAUUAACAAAAAUGAACCAAAUUCUUAAAACUGUAAAUGCGAUUUAGAGAUAAUAACCUGGAGGUUUUAAUCCAUUUUCAUGUUCUUCAAAAAAAAACUUACGAUUCCAUGGAAAAGAAUAGCGAUAAACCUCCACAAGCACUCAUUUUUUCAUUCUCUCUCUCUCGAUCUUUGCUUUUUUCGAAUUUUCUUUUUUCGCUCUCAUGUGUAUAACUUUAUUCUUCCAUCGUCAUAAUUUAUGAUCAUCUCUCUCUCUCACCCUUUUUCUCUCUCGCUAUCUACUUUCUCUGUGUAUCAAACACUAAAUGAAAAAAGAAGCCUGUGAUUUGUAAGAUCUUGUUUAAUAAAACGUUAAUUUUAUUGAGAAAAUGAA